AAGGACACUGGGAAGCCACUGCUUUUUGGGUAGGGAAGGAGGUGGAGUUAACUCAUGAUUAAAUCGAAGCCUCUUGAGUGGGGAGCACGAAGAUUUAGGGGAACCAACUAGGUCCUCCGAGGGGGCAGCUUGGUCGGGCCGGGCCAGGCCUGGGGGAUAAUGGGGCUCCCCUCUUAAGCCGGCGCCCCUCAGCUUACACAUUCGCGACGGCUUUUUGUUUGUUUUUCUGAGUCCCUACACAGUAAACACUUGCCCUGGGGCUAGCGAUGGGAGGAGACGUUCCACGGGAAACCGGCCACGGCUUCUCGAGCCGCCAUCAGACACCUCGCUUCACGCGCCUUCGGGGUGAUGGGCUCCAGGCCCAGCCGCGGUCCCCUUCGGGCCCUCGGAGGCCCUAGGCCCGGCCCACGUGGCGAGAGACCCGGAGCACCCGGCCCCGACAACCACCACACAAAGGAGGCCUGGACGGGCUCUGCACGCCUCAGCUACCGCGAGGCCCUCGCGCGCAACGCGGCCGCCAAAAGGCGCCGCACUGCGCAGGCGCGAAACCCGCAACCUCGGACGCUACCAUCGGGCCAGGCCUCGGGGGUGGCCGAAGAGGAGCGAACCGGAGCUCUUCGGCUCUUCGCUCCCGAAACCGUUGACCCGAUCCUCUCCCAAAGAGCCGGACGUGACGAGUGGUCUAAAAAAAAAAGGCGCCUCGGGGGCCAGCGCGCCAGUGAGCGAGGGUUACCCACGAACCCGAGAGCUCCUUGGCGCGAGGCGCGGUGGCUCGGAAUGGUUACGCCCGCUGGCUCUAGGGACCGUCUCUGAAGAGUCUGCCCUGGAGGGAGACGGAGGCUGGCGGGAGGGCUGGGGGAAGGGAUCCCGGCCGGCCUGAAACAACUGCUGACUAAUCGGCGGGCGGGAUCACGCGCCUCUGUAAAACCCAGAACCCACGAAAUUGAGUUCUUUCCUUAAAGUUACAAAGCUGAAUGCGACCCAGACCCCGGGCCUCCCCUCUCUGUACACCGCCCGGAAGCUUCGCCACACUGUCCUUGCCUUCCCACUCUGUCCUCCUGGCUUCCCUGCAAGGAGUGUUACGGCUUGCCUAUGAUGUAUGAGGCCCUAGUUUCCAUUCCUAUCGCCAAGAAAGAGAAGAGACUGGUCCAGAGGACUCGAGGCCCAGUUCCCUAUGUCCAUGGACCUGUCCCCUAGUGCCCAGGGAUGGAAUGGUUGUAAGAAGGUGCAAGAGGAAGCUUCAUUUUAGGUGACCCUGCCUCCAGCACUGGGAAGCAAAUCCAGGUGCCUGUGCAUGGCUAGCCUACAGCCUCAGGACCACCUUUGACUACCAUCAACCAAAUAUGCAUGCCUGGGAGGCCCCUGGCUCACUGUCCCGGGCCCUGCCCCUUGCUUCCUCAGUCCUGAUGCUGCUGCUGAGCUGUCUGUGGUUAUUGGGGGCUGGCCCCAGCCUCAGAUUGGCUCCAGAGCUGCUAAUGGAACCCUGGCAGGUGCACAGGCUGCUGACCCAUGCUCUGGGCCACACUGCACUGCCAGGCCUGCUCCUGAGCCUGCUGCUUCUGCCCACUCUGGGCUGGUGGCAGGAGUGCCAUCUGGGCACUGUGCGCUUCCUGCACAACUCCACUGUGCUUGCCCUGGCUACUGGGCUGCUGGCUGUGCUGCUGGCGGGCCUUGGGGUGUCCGGUGCGGCUGGAGGCUGUGGCUAUAUGCCUGUCCAUCUAGCUAUGCUGGCUGGACAGAGUCACCACCCUGGAUGGCCUCAGAGGACACUGCCACCAUGGCUGCUACCAUGGCUGCUGCUGGCCCUGACCCUGCUGCUCAGCUCUGAGCCACCCUUCCUGCAGCUCCUUUGUGGCCUUCUCACUGGCCUAGCCUAUGCUGCUGGGGCCUUCCAGUGGCUGGAGCUCUCAGAGCAGAGACUGCAGGUGUUACAGGAAGGUGUCCUUUGCAAGUCUCUGGCCCGAUGCUGGCCGCUGAGGCUCUUUCCCACCCCGGGCAGUCUGGGUGAGCUGCCUGUCACUUAUCCUGCUGGAGUGAGGCCUGCCACCCCUAGACCUCCUUACCUGGCUUCCUCAGACUCCUGGCCUCACAGUGAUGGCUCUGCUCAGCUCCCACCACGCCUGGGGCCUGGACAGCUGACAUGGAAGAACUCGGAGAGGGGCUUGGACUGGGCUGGGUCUAGCUUUGCUUCAGCAACGACGAUGUGGGCAGCCCUAGACGAGCAGAUGCUACAGGAAGGGAUCCAGGCCUCCCUUCUUGAUGUGUCAGUUCAGGGUUCCCAGAGCUCUCUGUGGUUGCCAAAGCCCUCUGUGUCUUCUCUAAGGCUGCAGCAGCUACAGCACAUGGGAUUCCCCACUGAGCAGGCUGCAGUGGCCUUGGCAGCUACAGGGCGUGUAGAGGGGGCAGUGUCACUGCUGGUGGAAGGGCUAGUGGACACUGAGGCCCUAGUGACUGAGGGAAGGAGUAGCCCUGCCCACUGCACAGGCACUGGGGCCUCAUAGUCCUUUCCUUGUCUGCUGAGGGCUUGGUGCGGUCUUGACUGCAUCCCUGGGGUAGGACUAGGCCCCAACAUGUUUCCCUGGUACUUUGUAAGAAUAAAAGCUGAUUUGUUUUUCAACCUGG
This is a messenger RNA of Mus musculus (house mouse), 2622 nucleotides long. RefSeq names its product rhomboid domain containing 3 (gene Rhbdd3). The record is from RefSeq and is a predicted model, not a curated record. The coding region runs from base 1344 to 2501 and encodes 385 amino acids. Gene Ontology annotation, molecular function: serine-type endopeptidase activity. The transcript is spliced from 10 exons. NCBI's taxonomy places the organism in Eukaryota, Metazoa, Chordata, Mammalia, Rodentia, Muridae. Gene Ontology annotation, cellular component: membrane.